AGUUAUAAACUGUCCUCUAUAUAAAGAGCUUGAAUGAAUCUCAUCUCAUUGCAUCUCGGGCAACUAAAACCCUACCAACAAUACUACACUUCCAAAGUCAAAGAAAGCCUAAUGGCAGCUCUCUCCUUCACUCACAACCACCAACCAUCGGACAACCGCCGCGGUGGAUCUCACAACCACCGUCACGGUCCCAUAGUGGAAGAAAUAGAAGGACUCAUCAAAGUUUUCAACGACGGUUGCGUCGAGAGACCUCCCAUAGUCCCCACCGUCUCAGCCACCGUUCAUCCAUCUGCCAAGGUUACAGCCUUUGACAUCAAACUAUCCAACGACACGUGGGCACGUGCCUACAUCCCCGACGCCGCAGCCUUCUCACCGUCCGUUACUCUCCCUCUCCUUGUUUACUUCCACGGAGGCGGCUUCUGCGUUGGCUCCGCCGCUUGGAGCUGCUACCACGACUUCUUGACCGACCUCGCCGUUACAGCUCGUUGCGUCAUCGUUUCGGUAAACUACCGUUUGGCCCCUGAACACCGUCUCCCGGCGGCGUACGACGACGGAGUUAACGUUGUCUCUUGGCUGAUGAAGCAAGGAUCUAACGGAGGGUAUUCUUGGGUGAGCAAGUGUGAUCUCUCGAACCUUUUCUUGGCCGGAGAUAGUGCCGGAGCCAACAUAGCUUAUCAAGUCGCCCUCAAAAUCACAAACACUUCAAAAAACCUCAAGGGCGUUAUUCUAAUCCACCCUUUCUUCGGCGGCGAAGCAAGAACGUUCUCGGAGAAACAACAGCAGUCCAAGUCAUCAGCGUUGACUCUCUCAGCUUCUGACACUUACUGGCGUCUAGCUCUGCCGCGAGGCGCCAGUAGAGACCAUCCUUGGUGCAACCCUCUGGUAAGCUCAUCGGCGAGGUUGCCUACUACGAUGGUGUUCAUGGCGGAGUUUGAUAUACUAAAAGAUAGGAACAUGGAGAUGUGUAAAGUGAUGAGAAGCCAUGGAAAGAGAGUUGAAGGUAUCAUUCACGGAGGAGUUGGUCACGCUUUUCAUAUUCUCGACAAAUCUUCGGUGUCACGUGAUCGAAUCCACGACAUGAUGUAUCGUCUCCGCAACUUCAUUCAUCCAUAAUCAUUCGAUAAAGCAUUUAGGAACCUUUAAGUAAAUCAAUCAAGACGUUAAAGUCAAGGCCGGCUAUAGUUCGUGCUGCAAAAAAAAUUUUAAUUUUCAAACUAUUAUUUUUCUUUAAAAAAUCCGAUAGAUAUAUGUUUUUUUUUAAAAUACUAUAAGUAUUUAAAAAAAAAUCUAUGGAAAUAAAAAAAUAUUUUCAUAUAGAAAAAAAUUGGGCCUUUUUUUUAUUUUUAAUAUAAAAAUACAUGUAUUUUUUAAAAAAAUCGGACCUUUAUCUAUUAAGAAAUAGGGGGACAACAGAUUAGGUCCGGGACGGUCGCACCGCUCGCCCCCUAUCUAGGCCGGCCCUGAUUAAAGUAAUUAAGAGUUGCUUUCUAGUGUUUUCAAUGGAUGUGAUUAGCAUAAACUAUAAACUAGUCUGAUUCCCCCUGUUGUAUUAUGUUGUUUUGAUAUAUAUUUAUAUAAGCUUUUGGUUUAUGUUGUAAUGGCUUGUAUUUUACUAUCAUGUACCCAGUGCUCCAUUGCUGUUAAUGAUAUUGAGAACUUAAGAUA
This is a messenger RNA of Brassica napus (rape), 1665 nucleotides long. RefSeq names its product probable carboxylesterase 17. Gene Ontology annotation, molecular function: hydrolase activity. Bases 34 to 1113 code for a protein of 359 amino acids. The transcript has a single exon. The record is from RefSeq and is a predicted model, not a curated record. Lineage: Eukaryota; Viridiplantae; Streptophyta; Magnoliopsida; Brassicales; Brassicaceae.